UUGAACAUGGGCCUUAGUUUAACAUACAGAAGCCUAAAGAAAAACCCCAUUCUCAGUUUCUUAAAUUAAAAUGAUGUCCUGACCUAAAACCCUAAUCUUCUUCCCGUUGUUUCUCCUUUCAUAUUACGCCGAUUCAGAUAUACGCCGAGGUGAUGGCUCCAAAACAGCCAAACACAGGCCUGUUUGUUGGGUUGAACAAAGGUCAUGUUGUCACCAAGAAGGAGUUGGCUCCUCGCCCAUCUGAUAGGAAAGGCAAAACAAGCAAAAGGUCACAUUUUGUGAGGAAUUUAAUCCGUGAAGUAGCUGGAUUUGCACCAUAUGAGAAGAGGAUUACGGAGUUGUUGAAAGUUGGAAAAGACAAACGUGCCCUUAAGGUGGCCAAGAGAAAGUUGGGUACCCACAAGAGAGCAAAGAAGAAGAGAGAGGAGAUGUCUAGUGUGCUUCGCAAGAUGAGGUCUGGGGGAGGUGCGGAGAAGAAGAAGUGAGAUUUAAUUUUUUAGCAUAAUUUUGUUAACUAUUUUUAUUAAUUAAAGUAAAACUUCAACUUAAGCUGAGAUUGGGUACCUUUGUACUUAUUUCUUUUGAAAAGAUAUGUCUUCUCUAUUA
Messenger RNA from Lactuca sativa (garden lettuce), 606 nucleotides. RefSeq names its product large ribosomal subunit protein eL36y. Gene Ontology annotation, biological process: translation. Gene Ontology annotation, molecular function: structural constituent of ribosome. The record is from RefSeq and is a predicted model, not a curated record. NCBI's taxonomy places the organism in Eukaryota, Viridiplantae, Streptophyta, Magnoliopsida, Asterales, Asteraceae. Gene Ontology annotation, cellular component: ribosome.